Molecule: messenger RNA, 542 nt
Organism: Helicoverpa armigera (cotton bollworm)
Lineage: Eukaryota; Metazoa; Arthropoda; Insecta; Lepidoptera; Noctuidae
Exons: 3
Coding region: 22-438 (138 amino acids)
Source: RefSeq, a predicted model, not a curated record
GCAGUUGGCUAAUCUCCUGAUAUGAGAACAGUCGCCGUAGCCGGAUCUUUUCUUGUACAGUUCCAGGCACCAAGCCACUUGGCGAAGUCUGAUGCUGAAGAGGAACCGGCAGAUGUCUUAGAACAGCUACGUAACCACGAACGAGACCUCGAGAGAGACUCAAGAAAGAGAAACGAAAUCGAGAUCAAAGCUGAGAAAUAUGACGACAAAAAUUCUGCAGAAGUAGAAACAACACGAGCAACAGUGGCUGCCGUAGCAGUCCCACUGCCCACAGAAGAAACCAAGAAAAGGCUGGCCAUCCCGAACGAAGAUGUUGAUAUAGUGGACCGGGAAGAUCAUGUCACUCAAUAUCUGGCAGAUCUACUGGUGAACACGGACAGUGAAAUUACUUUUCUUCAGGCUAGUGAAGUUGAAGAUGAACGUGAGCUUCCAGAGUAAGUAGCUGUUCCGUAGUAUCAGACUUUAAAAAGUCUCACUUUCUUUCUUAAUAUUAUCAAUGUAUGUAAAUGUAACCCAAAUGUAAUAAAGUAACUUUUGUAUGU